Molecule: messenger RNA, 1026 nt
Organism: Salvia splendens (bonfire salvia)
Lineage: Eukaryota; Viridiplantae; Streptophyta; Magnoliopsida; Lamiales; Lamiaceae
Exons: 1
Coding region: 198-917 (239 amino acids)
Source: RefSeq, a predicted model, not a curated record
UUUAUGUAUGGCUUUACUUAUAAAAUUAUAUGGCAUUUAUUUAUAAAAAGAAAAUUACCUGACAUAAAUAUAUUCGUACUGAGUAUAUUGUGUUGUGCGUCGCACGUGAUUGUUCCCAAAUAGGGAGUAUUUACUUCUGUAUACAUUGCACACACAUCAAACCUGACGUCUAUCUUUUUCACAAACACAAACGCUCAAUGGAAGAAUUUGGCGGCGCCGCCGCCGCCCGCUCUCGUAACCACCGCAACGGUUCGCCUUCCGAUCGACUUCUCGGAGUAUUCAUUCAGCAUCCGGCGGCACCGGCGCUAGAGCUCUCGGAACAGGACAUCUUCAACACUCCGUCGGGGAGCUCUCCACCCUCACCCACACACUCAGGCAGCCCUAACCGGACGCGGAGCCUCCACAACCACAACCACCCGAGGAAUCAGUACGGAAUCCUAGCGGCGCUAAACGAUAACCUCAAAACCCGAUCGGGAUCCGAUAACCGGCCCGUCUUCAACCACAAGGCGUCCGCCUUGGUCUCCCUCUCGUCAUCGUCGUCCACCUCCCCCGCCGCGUCGUCCUCUUCUCGGAUGGCGAUUCCGAGGAAACCGCCCCCUCCGCCGCAGGUGGAGAGAAUGCGAAUGCGGCUGCGGCAUCAGUCGGCGCCGGUGAACGUGCCGGUAAUACCCGCGGCGUUGAGGAGGAGAACGCGGGAUUUGGAGGAAGUGCUGUCGGAGGAGGAGGAGGAGGAGGAAGAGGGGGAGGAUGCGGAGAUGAGCAACGGAAUGAUGCUGCCGCCGCACGAGGUGGUGGCGGCGCGGGAUUCGCCGAUGCUGGCGAACUCGGUGCUGGAAGGGGCUGGGCGGACGCUUAAAGGCAGGGAUCUCAGGCAGGUGCGCAACGCAAUUUGGCGAAAGACUGGAUUUCUUGAUUGAUUUUGUUUGUGGUUUGGAUUUAGAAUAUGAUAGCAUGAUUUUCUGCAUAUGUAGGGAUGUUCUGUACAUAAACGUGGGAAGUUACAGCUAUAAAUUUCAUUAUUUCUUU